AAUAGGGUUUCUCGCCAAGGUAAUGUAAUCAAAUUAAUAGCUAGCUACUGAUCGAGUUUAAUUAUAUUGUUUGGGAAUCUAUCUUAUUGUCUGAGUGAGCUUGUGUGUGUAUUUUAAGAAAGAAAGAGAUCAUAUAAAGAGUAAAUAUGGGGAAGUUCGAGAUAAAGGGUUGGGUAGUGGCGUGUGUGAUGUUGUUAUUGAUGUCGUCGCAAGUAUUGGGAAAAUUAUCUGGUACAGGUAGUCAUGGUAGUGGCAAAAACCGACGUCAUAAACAUGGAGGAGGAAGUGUUGGUGUUGGUGCAGGUGCCGGAGGUGGUGCUAGCGGUGGUAUUGGUGUCGGAGGUGGAGUAGGUGGAGGAGGAAGUAUAGGUGGUGGUGGUGGUGUUGGAGCCGGGGGAGGAGCAGGUGGUGGUGUUGGAGCCGGGGGAGGAGCAGGUGGUGGUGUUGGAGCCGGGGGAGGAGCAGGUGGAGGUGGCAAUGUUGGUGGCCGUGGAAAAGGCCAUGGCGGUAAAGGUGGUGGUAAAAGUGGUGGUGUAGGAGCCGGAGGAGGAGUUGGUGUUGGUGGCGGAAUUGGAGGAGGUGUAGGUGGCGGAGUCGGAGGAGGUGCUGGCGGUAGUGGGAGUGGAGGUGGUAGUGGUGCUGGUGGUGCUGUUGGAGGGGGUGCUGGAGGAGGUGCCGGAGGUGGAGUUGGCGAUGGAGGUGGUGGUGUUGGUGGUGUUAUUGGAGGUGGUGUCGGAGGAGGUGUUGGUGGCGCUGUUGGAGGUGGUGGAGUUGGUUUAGGUGGUGGGGGCGGUCUUGUUGGUGGUGGAGGAGGAGGACUUGGCGGUGGUGUUGGAGGUGGAGCAAAUGUUGGUGUAGGAGUUGGAGCCGGGGGUGGUGCAGGCGGAGGAGUUGGAGCCGGAGGCGGUGCAGGAGGAGGAGCUGGUGGUGGCGGUAGCGUUGGAAACCGACGGCACUAAAUCAAAAACGGCAGUGACCGUUAACAAUUUAGUACUCCAUGCACGUUACCUCUUUAGUAGCUUGCAUGCACGCUCGUUGUUAUCACUUUUAUCAUAUUCUCCUUGUACUAAUAUAUAAUAAUUAAUAAAACUCUUUCCAAAGAUUGAUAUAA
Messenger RNA from Arabidopsis lyrata subsp. lyrata, 1111 nucleotides. RefSeq names its product glycine-rich cell wall structural protein 1. The coding region runs from base 147 to 959 and encodes 270 amino acids. NCBI's taxonomy places the organism in Eukaryota, Viridiplantae, Streptophyta, Magnoliopsida, Brassicales, Brassicaceae. The record is from RefSeq and is a predicted model, not a curated record. The transcript is spliced from 2 exons.